AUGGCUCACAUGUUGCAAUUAGCUCUAGUUACAGCAUCUAGAGAAGUAAAAGAUGUUCAUCAAUUCUUUGAUCAUUUGGUUAAUAUUAUCAAUAUUGUUGUUGGUUCUAGUAAGCGUAAUGAUGAAUUGCAACAUGCUCAAGCAGAACAAGUUGAGAAUAUGAUUGCUUCUAAUGAAAUUGAGACUGGAAGAGGUGCAAACCAAAUUGGUACUUUGCAACGAACUGGAGAUACUAGGUGGGGAUCUCAUUUUCAAUCUAUUUGUAGUUUGAUUAAAAUGUUUGAUGUUACUUGCAAAGUUAUCAACACUAUUUCUGAGGAAGGGGCUAACUAUAAACAAUGCGGUGAUGCCGAGGGAGCUUAUCAGGUAUUAACAUCAUUUGAAUUUAUUUUAAUCUUACAUUUGAUGAAAGAGAUAAUGGGAAUUACUAAUGUUCUUUGUCAAGCUUUGCAACAACAUUCUCAGGACCUUUUAAAUGCUAUGCAUUUAGUUUCAACUACAAAAUCACUUAUUCAAAAGUUGAGAGAUGAUGGAUGGGAGCCUUUACUUGCUAGUGUUAUAUCAUUUUGUGAGCAACAUGAAAUUGAUAUUCUUGAUAUGAAUGCUCGUUACACUAAAGGUCGAGGUAGAUAUCGUCGUCAAGAUGACGAUUUAACAAUGGAACAUCAUUUUAGAAUUGGCAUAUUUACAGUUGCAAUAGACUUUCAAUUGCAAGAAUUGAAAAGUAGAUUUUGUGAGCUAACAACGAAACUUGUCAUUCUUAGUUCAGCUUUAAAUCCCAAUGAUGCUUUUAGAUUAUUCAAAAUUGUUGAUAUAUGCAAUUUGGUUAAGAAAUAUUAUCCUCAAGAUUUCACUGAAUAUGAACAAGAACUUUUGGAGUCUCAAUUGCAACAUUAUGAGCUUGAUGUGAUAAAACAUCCAGAUUUUCAGAAUUUGAGUACAAUUUCCGAGCUAUGUAGGGGAUUAAAAAUUUCAGGAAAGUCUAAAAUCUAUUUUUUGAUUGAUAGACUUAUUUGUCUUGUGUUGACCCUUCCAGUUUCUAUAACAACUACAGAACGAGCUUUCUCAGCUAUGAAGUUGUUAAAAACAAGACUUCGCAAUAGAAUGGAGGAUGAGCUUUUGGCAAACAAUAUAAUAGUUUAUAUAGAGAAGGAAAUUGCAGGGAAUUUCACUAUAGAGAUGAUAAUGGAUGAAUUUUAUUCCAUGAAAAAUCGUCGUCAGGCAUGA
Messenger RNA from Quercus robur (English oak), 1227 nucleotides. RefSeq lists its product as uncharacterized. The coding region runs from base 1 to 1227 and encodes 408 amino acids. Gene Ontology annotation, molecular function: protein dimerization activity. NCBI's taxonomy places the organism in Eukaryota, Viridiplantae, Streptophyta, Magnoliopsida, Fagales, Fagaceae. The record is from RefSeq and is a predicted model, not a curated record. The transcript has a single exon.